Acomys russatus (golden spiny mouse) is the source of this 374-nucleotide messenger RNA. It is a transcript of the gene Scgb2a2, whose product is annotated as secretoglobin family 2A member 2. The record is from RefSeq and is a predicted model, not a curated record. NCBI's taxonomy places the organism in Eukaryota, Metazoa, Chordata, Mammalia, Rodentia, Muridae. Bases 90 to 374 code for a protein of 94 amino acids. Gene Ontology annotation, biological process: androgen receptor signaling pathway. The transcript is spliced from 3 exons.
AUAAAUAGAGGAACACUGAGGUCUCAACUCCAGAAAGUUUCCUGAUCUCCGUCUUGUACCAAAGACCAACCCACAAAGGCUGCCUCAACAUGAAGCUGGUGGUGGUCUUCAUGCUAGCUGCUAUCCCCAUUUGCUGCUAUGCCAAUAGUUCUGGCUGCGAAAAUCUAGACAAGAUCAUUGAGAUGACAAUUGACCCUGAUGUGUCUCAGGAAGAGCUUCUGGAAGUGCUUGACCCAUAUGUCCAUACUCCUGUGGGUAAAAAUGCCGUGAAAAAGUUCAAACAAUGUUUUCUAGACCAGUCUCGGGAGACUCUGGAGGAUGUUAAACAUAUGAUGGAUGUAAUAUACGCCAGUGAAGAGUGUCAAACCUCAUAA